UGAACAUCGAACCCCCUUUCGCGCGCAUUUCAAUAAUAGUCGCCGCCCAUCAUGGACAGGGUCGCGGGCCUCACAGUGUCAGUACCACACCCAACACCGCCCCUAUGAUGUCCCUUUUGCAAUACAUCAGUGUAAGGACGGGCUUGCUGGCUGGAAUACCACCGCUACCGCCCCCGGUACCGCCAGCUGUGCCUGAUCCUCCACCACGAAGCUACGGAGUUGGUCUCGUCAAUCGAGACGUGACUGUCAUCCAGAUUCCCGAACCUCAGAUCCCUGAACCAGUGUUGACAGCUGCUGACGACGACUACGGGGACGACAGUAACCAGAAGGCGGCUAGGAACCAAUUUCGGUCGCGCACUGUCAAGGGAGCCAACAACGGCGUUGCACUACGACAGUAUGCCGAGGCCACGCUCGGAGGUGGCAGCUUGCGCAAGGUUGUGAAGUUGCCUGAAGGCGAAGACGAGAACGAGUGGCUGGCAGUCAAUAUGGUCGACUUUUACAACCAGAUCAACCUCCUCUACGGCGCUAUUACCGAAUUCUGCUCGCCUCAGUCAUGUCCCGAGAUGAAGGCAACCGAUGAGUUCGAGUACUUGUGGCAGGACAGCGAGAACUACAAGAGGCCGACUAAGAUGGCCGCGCCGGACUACAUUGAGCACUUGAUGGCUUGGGUGCAGCGUCACAUUGAUGACGAGCAGAUCCUGCCGAGCAGAAUUGGUGUUGCCUUCCCCAAAUCAUUUCCUUCCACCGUACGACAAAUCUUCAAGCGCAUGUAUCGCGUUUAUGCCCACGUCUACUGCCACCACUACGCGGUCAUCAGGGAGCUCGGGUUGGAGCCCCACCUCAACACGAGUUUCAAGCAGUACGUUCUAUUCGUUGACGAGCACAAGUUGGCUAGUGGCAAGGACUUUUACGGUCCUCUGAACGACCUCGCGGAGAAGAUGAUUGAGAGCGACUGAGCCAGGCCAGACGAGCCUUUCGAGAGUAUGAAUGCAUGCAUUGUCUAGGCGUUGGGGGAAACACGGAUGACACGCCGGUUGGCAAGGUAAUAAGGAAGGUCUGAUGAUUGGCGCGUUGGGCUUUGACACUGCUGAGCCUGU
Colletotrichum godetiae is the source of this 1097-nucleotide messenger RNA. RefSeq names its product Mob1/phocein family protein. The transcript has 3 exons. Gene Ontology annotation, cellular component: nucleus; cytoplasm. The record is from RefSeq and is a predicted model, not a curated record. NCBI's taxonomy places the organism in Eukaryota, Fungi, Ascomycota, Sordariomycetes, Glomerellales, Glomerellaceae. Gene Ontology annotation, biological process: positive regulation of protein phosphorylation; signal transduction; cell division. Bases 105 to 956 code for a protein of 283 amino acids. Gene Ontology annotation, molecular function: protein kinase activator activity.